AUGGAAGACUUGAUUCGAGCCGACAGGAGGACAACGACAGCCAGUGUAGCAACUGCACUAGAGUGCUCGCAUGGUUUAGCAUACAGCAUAAUGCGUGAUCGUUUGAAGUUCCGGGAACUGUGCGCAGGGUCAGUGCCCAGAGAACUGAAGGAUCGAGGAAAAAUAAACCAAAUGGGCCUGUCCUUGCAACGUCUCUUACGGUAUGCAGAUGAAGAUGAUACGAGUCUGCUUAACAUGACUGAUACUGAGGAAGAACCAUGGGUGCAUCACUACCAACCCGAAUCAAAGCGCGCUUCAGUGCAAUGGAAACAUCCGAGUUCACUUUCAACCAAAAGUUCAAGGUUACGCAAUUAUCUGGGAAGGUUAUGCUUACCGCGUUUGGGAUUCUAA
Molecule: messenger RNA, 390 nt
Organism: Cryptotermes secundus
Lineage: Eukaryota; Metazoa; Arthropoda; Insecta; Blattodea; Kalotermitidae
Exons: 1
Coding region: 1-390 (129 amino acids)
Source: RefSeq, a predicted model, not a curated record